Messenger RNA from Amoebophrya sp. A25, 5412 nucleotides. The record is from the annotation of a GenBank genome assembly. Lineage: Eukaryota; Dinophyceae; Syndiniales; Amoebophryaceae.
AUCAUUCAGGUCUUGUUCGACUUACACUUAUGUGGAGGAUCCGAUCCUAGUGAUUAGAACUACUUCGGAAAGACCACGAGAUUGAGAUCAGUUUCACCAGGAAAUUAAAAUUAUAAACGUACGCGACGAUCACUUUGGAAGCUUCUUGCCUGUCCACGCCUGUCGAUAACUCGGUUGUACAAGAAGUACAUCAAGAUGGACGGGUCACUCACACUCUUCUAUAUCACCAUCAGCAUCUUCAUGGGCUAUAAUGAUCGACAACACAUUUUCGGUGGAUCAUGAUUUAAUCCGGUGGUGCCGGGAUCGUCGAUUAUGACAGCACGAGAAACUCGACCGCAUCUUCUGUCCUCUUCGAUUACUGCCAGGGAAGAAGACGGAAAGCCUUGUCAGGAGCAUGACCACAACUGUGGCCUUACGACGCGGGUCGUCAGGAGCAUUACAACUGUAGCCUUACGACGCGGGUCGCCAGGAGCAUGACCACAACUGUGGCCUUACGACGCGGGUCGACGUCAAUUAGAGCUGACACGAGUGUUAUUAGAGAGACAGCAAAAUCGAAAGUGUCAGAUUCUCGAUUCCACUGUGGCGGUGCCUCUUGUAGGUUUGCCAUUCGGCCGCAGCUCCUGUCCCUUGUAGGUGUUGGCAGCGGAACGCUUUGGCCCGUCUGCAGUAAACUACAGUUCGAUGACCCGCAGCAGUAAACUACUUCAGGCAACCGGUGAAAUUUGGCACACGACAAGAAGCCGCUAAGUUACGACGCGGGUCGACGUCAAUUACUUAGACACGACAAGAAAAAUGAUGUUGAGGCCUCGCACAGCCUCCCACCUCCUCCUCUUCUGUUCUCUGUGUGUUUUUAUCUUUGCAGCUGCAAGGACGACAGCCGUGCUGGUGCAAGCAGCAGAACAAGCAGUUGUGCCUGCUGCAGCUCUCGACGAACAAAUAGCUGCUGCAACCACGACCAGAGUAGACAGUUCGGUUCAAUGCGGAGCGGCCAUGACCGACAGCGACUGCCCAGCAGAACAGAGGCUUUUUGAUCGUAACCCUAAGGCCUCACUCAAUCCACUUUAGAGAUUGGAUGCUGAAACUAUUACUCCUCAUACAUCUGCAUCUGGGGAACGACUUUUAAUUACUGUAUAUUUUUAGAGACAACCACAACUCGAUGAACUCAGGGACUAGUAAGUACUCUUUAGGUUCGUUUAGGUCUAGCACCCUUUUUAGGUAUUCAUCUGUGAGUUGUUUUCAAGUACUUCGAACAGCAACGAACAGUGGACAAAGAUGAGGCUGCAAAAGAUGGACUCCUGUUGUAGUGGGUUGUUCUAAUAUACAUGUGUGCAGCGACAAUCAGUGUACGCAAGAGAAAUGUUGCAAAACAAGUUGCCACUCGAUAACCUGCGAGGGUCAGUACACAAGGAAAGCGAGUUUUAAGGCUGGUAGUUGGGAUUUUUUCACUAUCAAUCUCUAUCUCUCCGUAUCGAUCCCAUGGUGAAUUAUGCAUGGUGUGGACUAUGUAUGCUGAAUGGGAGGCGCAAGUAGAGUCCCCCUUGAUUUAGAGGGGAGAACAUGUUGAGGGGAAAAAGCAAAGAAAGGGGAAGAGCUCAGUGUCAUGUGGGGAUAGUGAAAAACUAGCGUUAAGAACGACGACGAAAUAUUUGGGGGGGACAUUAGCCUGACCAGAUGCUGCGACAGGAACUGCAGAGUGUUUACAAACGGAUGCUAUCAUUAUGUUAAGGCACCAGCUGAUGUUCUUGAUGAUUGCUCAUGAUUAUGUUGUACUACUUCACUUUAAUAUCUGUAGAAGGCAGAUGUUGAGUCGACGUUUCUUGUUCAAGUACAAGUUGUUCUAGAAGUAAGGCUUGUUUGUUUGUUUGUUUGUUUCGAUGCGCUCCGGGCGACGCGUACGAUCCUGCCGGAUUUCUUUGUGCUCUGAUAUGCGAGAUUACUAGUAUUUUUACUACACUAUAGCUAUACUCAUACUAGACUUAAGUGCCCGGUAGCACUCAUCCCACUAGAAUCCUCCACCCUCUGCACGCACUUCCCCCGCCAUCGCGUGGCCCCGCUUGCCCCGCCCCGUGCCUACGGGGUUGAGCGAUGGAACAGCACAAGAGUCGGGCUCUUGGCGGCCUGCGGCUAUUGGAUAGGCAUGCCUGGAAAUGGCAGGCCUGGGAGCUUGCUGGCCUUCUGCUGGGUUUGACAUCUUUGCGCUUGCGGAAGGCUGAAGCGUUCAGCUUCGACUUUAGCAAGUUUGUCUGAGAUUCAAUCUCUUGGAUUUGAAUUGCUCAAAUCCAAAAAUUUCUGACUUUCGCAAGUUUUUCUGAUAUUCAAUAUCUUGGAUUUGAAUUUCUCGAAUCCAAAAAUUUUCGACUUUAGCGAGUUUGUUUGUCUGGGGUUCAGCCUCUUGGAUUUGAAUUGCUCAAACCUAAAAAUUUUCGAUUUUAGCAAGUUGUUCCGCCAAUUCAAAUCCAAAAAAUUUCGAUUUUAGCGAGUUUGUUUGUCUGGGGUUCAACCUCUUGGAUUUGAAUUGCUCAAACCUAAAAAUUUUUGAUUUUAGCAAGUUGUUCCGCCAUUCAAUUUCUUGGAUUUGAAUUCCUCAAAUCCAAAAAUUUUCGACUUUAGCAAGUUUCUCCGGAAUUCAAUUUCUUGGAUUUGAUUCGCGAGCUCUCAUAAGUUCAGAAGUUCGGAAGAUCAUAAUUUCAGAAGUUCAUAAUUUCAUAAGUGCGUAAUUUCAUAAGUUCGCAAUUUCCUAAGUUCACAAGUUCACAAGUGCAGGAGUUUAUGAGUUCAUGAGUUUGGGGUGAGGGUGUCGGAGAGUUGGCGUUUGGAGAGUUUGACUUUGGAGAGUUUGAGUCCAGAGAGUUUGACUUUGGGGAGUUUGAGUCCAGAGAGUUUGAAUUUGGAGAGUGCAAGUUUGGCGGGGUUGUUGUUAAGUUUUUUUUUAGCUCUUUAAUAUUACCUAGAAGUACACUAUACUCAUCUUACUCGUAUUACAUACUUAGUACAAGCACUGGAAGUUUUGGACGAAGGAAGUUCUUGGUAACAGAAGAUCACAUCGCAAUUCAAUUCUAAGAUGCGCAGGCGUUUUUCGGAAAGGGCGAAUCCGGCGAGCAUACACUGCCCCAAUCACCGUUUAUGGUCCCGCCAAAAACGUGAUUGAGAACAACACCACAUAAAAUGAGGAACAAAUAGGGGAAUGUCGUCGUUGCAACUAAGUUACUAAAAACAAGAGCCUCCUCGUCUACGAGUUCUUCUACAUGAAGAAGAGAACAAGUCGAAGAGCGGCCGUCAUCCGGCAUUCCCCCGACCUUGUUCUAGUUGUAUCCUGAAGACAUCAAAAUGAACAACUGUUCUCCCAUUUUUAUCUUGGCGAGAUGGCAGUCGCGCUCCCUUCUAGUUGUAUCUUGACAAGUGAAUUCUCCCAUUCGGAGGUGACAUCAAAGUCUACACUUCUCACAUGAUUAGAAUAAAAUAUAAUGUUCACCAGGAAAAGUGGCCUGCUCAUCUUUAUUUAUCUUCUUCACCACGAAAAGCAGUGGUGGUGGCCCCAUCGUGGUCAUCAUUCAUUUUAUUGCACCAAAUGGAUUUGCUGCGUGCCGAAUUGCUACUGGGCCGAUUGUCCUGAAGAACAAUUCGUGUAUAAGCUAUCCAACCCCAAGCUUCAUUAAGGCUCCUGGUAACUACUCCCACUGUAACAUGAUAAACAAAAUUGUAUUUUUUUAAUUGUAGUUCUUAUACUUGGAAGUUUUGGAAGGAAGUUGGAUAACCGCAGUGGUUUCUGUCAUUAAGGCUUCGAGUAAUAUGAUCGUACUUAGUUGAAAUUGCCCCAAACUUCACCAGUUUCAUGAAGGCUUCUAGUACUGUGGAUUGCAGUUGAUUGUAGUUCUAUUACUUGAAAUUUUCCACCAAACAGCAGUUCUUUCAGUAGGGCUCGUGGUAACUGUAUUAACAUACGCAUGAUUGUAUAAUUUGUAGUUGUACUUCUUGAGAAAUUGUCCAAACCCCAGAAGUUUAUGAAGCUGUUUGUUCAUCAUUAAGGUGGUCGUGGCAUCAAAGGCUUCUACUACUACUUUCUGUUCUAUUUCAUUUGAGACUACUGGGGUUUUAUACGGAGGUGUGAACAAGCACGUACCCAAUCAUGGAUCUGUAUGGUUCUGGUACUUGGUAACCUGAGUUUGAUCAUAGGGGUUCUCUUCUUGUUUUCCCUUAUGAUCAAAUUCAGGUUACCAAAUACCAGAACCAUUCAGGACCCCAAUUCUGCUUCUCCUCCUCCCCCUCCUCCUCCCUCUCCUCCUUAAGGGCAGCAUCGCCGUUCCGUAGCGGGCUAUAGAAACUGGAGAUAUAGCCCCUAUCCUCCUCCUUUUCCUCCUCCUGCGCUUACCUCUUGCCCUUGUUCUAAGACAGUCUCCUCCCCUUGCUCUUGCUCCUUUUCCUCCUCCUGCUCCUCCUCGUGACACUGAGCUGCUCCGCAAAUAAGUAAGUUGACGCGCCCCUCUGGAAAAACGAAAAUAGAAGGAGAGCUUAAAGAACAAAAUAAGCAUAAAAAGCUUGAUCCGAUUAGUAAGUUACCUCUUGCUCUUGUUCUCGGUAGUAAGUUACCUCUUGCUCUUGUUCUAAGAUAGGCUUUGCGGUUUGACCAAUAAUUGCAACAUAGCAGAAUGUUGCAGACGGCAUUGUGGGAGUUUCGAUUGCGUAGCACAUGGCCAAGCACCGAGAACUGAUAUAGUUAAGACCAAAGGGGUCCGUCUCUGCAUGUUGUUCAUCCUGAUAUUACUGUACGUACAACUUCUAUCAUGGAUGUACGCCUGGUGGUGCUGGCAAGGGUAUGUUGCCCCCAUAUCCUUAUAUACUACUGGUGGUAACAAGGGUAAUAUGCCUUGUCCAUAUAAAAAUAGUUAAGCGCAAGAAUCUAUAAUAUUUCCUUCACAUUAUUUUUAUUUUUCCACAGUGAAAGAAAUGAUCCAGUAAUCCAUUAGCUUCCUUCCUUCUCUUACCUUUACUAGGUUCUACUAUGGCAGUCUGCGCAAACCUUUGCGCGAGAUUCAUUGCGUUGUGCUGUAUUCUUAGGAUUCUGAUGAAACAAAUACGGAAUAUGAAACGAACUUCUGAGCGAAUGGGUCUCUUUGUUCUUGAGCUCCUCUAAAGUGGCGAGCAACGAAAUAAGGUGCCAAGACAAUGAUACCGGAUGCACAGCGCAAGAGUGUUGUGUGUUGGCAAGCACGACGACUACGAGUACGAGCACAACCUCGACUAGUACGAGCACAACCUCGACUAGUACGAGCACAACUCGGAGUACCUCAAGCUCGACUACCUCAAGCUCGACUACCUCAAGCUCGACUACCUCAAGCUCGACUACCUCAAGUUCGAGUACCUCAAGCUCGACUACCUCAAGUUCGAGUACCUCAAGCUCCAGUACCACUGUAA